Molecule: messenger RNA, 2748 nt
Organism: Lucilia cuprina (Australian sheep blowfly)
Lineage: Eukaryota; Metazoa; Arthropoda; Insecta; Diptera; Calliphoridae
Exons: 1
Molecular function (GO): zinc ion binding; nucleic acid binding
Source: RefSeq, a predicted model, not a curated record
GGGGAAGCGCGAGAAAUUGUCCAAAAGAGUCCACUCACUCAUCAGGGUUUCGACAUUGCCUGGAGAAAUCUAUGUUCUCGUUUCGAAAACAGAAGAGUUCUUGUAAAUGGUCAAUUGAAAAUCCUCUUCAGCCUUCAAACUUUGAAUUCCGAAUCUGGUAAAGCAAUCAAAAACUUACAAAGAGAAAUAAACUCUUGUAUAACUAUAUUAUCGCUUUACCAAAUUGAUGUUAGUAGUUGGGAUCCGAUCUUCGUCUUCAUUUGCACCAGUAAACUCCCCGAGAAUACUUUGACUUUAUGGGAACAAGAGUUAAAAGAUAAGACUUCUAUUCCUAAAUGGUCCGAAUUAGAUACUUUCCUUACAAAUCGCUUUAGAACCUUAGAGUCAGUGUCUGAAAUUCGAGGUUCAAAUACUUCCAAAAUUAGUGAUACAAAGUCAAAAUCUAAUUCCAAUUUAAACUCUAAUAAACGAGUCCACUCCUUCCAAGUCAAAGUUACGAUUCCCAAAUGUCAAAUAUGUCCCAAAGAGAACCAUGCGAUUCGCAAAUGUCCCAAAUUUCUUAAAAUGAAUCAACAGCAGAGACUGGAUGAGAUAAAAAAAGAAGGGUUAUGUAUAAAUUGUUUCUCGAAAACUCAUAGCGUGAGAAAUUGUACGAGUAAACACACAUGUUUUAAGUGCAAAAAGAAGCACAAUACUCUUUUACAUAAAGAAGUCGAAGAACAAACUACAUCAAGUCCAAACAUUAGCUCAAAUCUUAAUCCUAAUUCGCUACCCUAUGCUCGGCCUAAUGCAUCCCAUAUACAGUCCACUGAUAGUCCUAGUUCCAGUAGAGUACAAUCUUGUUUCGCUACUAAUUCAACGGGUGUUUUGUUGGGAACAGCGUGGGUAAACAUUUGUCAUCUUGGGACGAAAUACCAAGCACGUGCAUUAAUAGAUUCUGGGUCUGAAGGUACCUUUAUUUCGGAACGUUUAUUCAACCUUCUCAAGCUCCCCUCGCAAUCUACGAGUGCACAAAUUUCCGGGUUAAAUCAGUCAAUUUCAGCCACUGUUCAACAUCAGUGUUCCUUUGUACUAGGUUCAAACUUAGAUGAUAAUGUUUCUCUUCCUGUUACUGCGCUUGUAGUCCCUCAGCUUUCUAGUAAUCUUCCCUCUCAAUCAGUUCCGAAAUCCAAAUUGUCGAAUCUUCCUAAUAUUCCUUUAGCUGAUCCUAAAUUUUAUGCCACUUCAAAGAUUGAUGUUCUUAUUGGCGGUGAUAUUUUCCCCUCUGUUGUUCGUUCAGGGGUAAAGCACAAUGUUUGCGAAUCCCUCUUAGCGCAAGAAACCAUCUUUGGAUGGAUUCUUACUGGUCCAAUUUCUCAAAAUAGUAGUCCAAGUCGAACAAUAGUUUCAAAUUUCUGUGAAAUUUCUUUAGAUAGAGAAAUUUCACGUUUUUGGGAGGUGGAGAAUCUUCCAAGGAAGAACAUUUUGUCCCCAUCCGAUCAAGCUUGCGAAGAUUUAUAUACCCGUACAACAAAAAGAGAUUCCAAAGGUCGAUAUAUAGUUUCACUUCCUUUCAAGGAAGAGUUUCCAGAAACAUUGUCCUUAGGUAACUCUAGGUCUAGCGCUAUGGCGCAAUUCUUUCGAAACGAAGCUAGACUGAUUCGGAAUCCAGAUUUCAAAAGCGAAUAUGAUAAUGUAGUUUUGGAGUAUGAAUCUUUAGAUCAUAUGUUCAAAGUCGCUUCUCCUAACCCAUCCGAAAGUACAAGAGUUUAUUAUCUACCACACCACGCUGUUAUAAAACCUGAUAGCAUUUCUACCAGGGUUCGUGUGGUAUUUAAUGCCUCUGCUCCUUCGUCAAAUGGACAAAGUUUAAAUUCUUUACUCCAUGUUGGUCCAAUUCUACAAAAUGACCUUACUCUUUUGAUUAUAAAAUGGCGAUUUCAUCGAUUUGUGUUCAAUGCCGACAUUCAGAAGAUGUAUAGACAGAUUCUGGUCGAUAAAAAUCAUACUCCAUAUCAACGAAUAUUAUUCCGAAGUAAUCCAAAUAGUCCAAUUUGUGAUUACGAACUUAAAACUGUCACUUUUGGUGUGAAUUGUGCACCUUAUCUUGCUAUUCGGACACUAUUACAAUUAGCAGAUGAUGUUCAGUCAAUUUACCCUAUUGCUAGUAGAAUCCUCCGGAAUUCCAUGUAUGUCGAUGAUGUUUUAGCAGGAUUUCAUACGCAACAGGAGUCCAUUAAAGCAAGAAAUGAACUCAUCCGUGCAUUAGAUUCCGCUGGGUUUUCAUUGAGAAAGUGGACAUCAAAUUCCAAGCAAAUCUUAGUUGAUCUUCCACCAGACCAUCUACUCCAUGAGGAAUUCCUGAAGUUAGAAGACAAUAGUUCUGCAAAAACGCUUGGCAUUCGAUGGAAUGCGGUUUCCGAUAACUUUUAUUUUGCUGCUAAUCCAUUUUCCGAAACCGAUAAUUAUACUAAAAGACAAGUUUUAUCCAAUAUUGCGAAAUUAUUUGAUCCCGCUGGCUGGUUAGCACCUUGCAUUAUCCUUGCAAAGAUCCUUAUGCAGAAAAUAUGGAUCGAUGGUACUGGUUGGGAUGAAAAUCUGUCUCCUGAUGCCCUUAAUCAAUGGAAAACUUUUCUGUCCAAUUAUUCCGUAAUCAAUACCAUUCGUAUUCCACGAUGGAUUGAAUACCAUCCAGAUGCUAAAAUCCAAUUCCACGGAUUCUGCGAUGCUUCCGAAAAAGCAUACGCGGCGGCACUAUAUAUCCGAAUA